Cotesia congregata is the source of this 861-nucleotide messenger RNA. Lineage: Eukaryota; Metazoa; Arthropoda; Insecta; Hymenoptera; Braconidae. The record is from the annotation of a GenBank genome assembly.
AUGGAAGAAGAUUUAAUGAAUGUUGAUUUGUACGGAGAGCUUGAAAUUGAGUCCUCUGCAACUGAAAAAGAGAUAAAAACAGCUUACCGUAAAAAAGCGCUAUCAUGUCACCCGGACAAAAAUCCAAACAAUCCAUCAGCAGCAAAGUCAUUCCAUCGACUGUCAAGAAUUUUGGAAAUUUUGAUUGACAAAUCAGCCAGGGCAGCGUAUGACAGAAUAUUAAACGCGAAAAUUCAGGCAAAGCUAAACAAUGCAAAGCUUGACUCAAAGCGCAGAAAAUUAAAAGAAGACUUGGAAGCUCGUGAAGAAGCUUAUCGACUGUCGCAGUUGAACAAGCAGCAGAGUUUCAAGACAGAUGAGGAAGUUUUCAAAGCUGAAGUUGAGAGAUUGAAAAAAGAGGGCUCGAGACAAGUUCAGGAGGAGAUUGACUUGAUGAACAAGCAAAUUUACGAGCAAGUUCAUGGAAGUAAGACUGUGGGUGUUAAUGAUACCAGAGUUAAUAUCAGGUGGAAGGCUGAAAAAAAUGAUCCUGAUAAUGGACGCGCACUAGCUGAGUUCAAGGACAGCGAAGCAGCUAAAAUGGCAGUUCAAAUAGAAACAGGAUACACGAAAAAUCCCCUGACUCUCAGUGGCCUCUGGGAGUCUAAAUCCAAUAAUUCCUCCCCAGCUGAUUCAUCAACUACAAAUUCAUCUAUCAGACAGCGACCAACUUCUCAGCCAAGCUCCGCGCUGAGUUUCUCUUCAGCUCCGGAUAUUUUCACAAAAUUAGAUGCUGAUUUUGAAAAUUCAGUUUUAAAUAAUUUAAAACGAGCUGAAGAGCGCAAGCGGAUGAUGGACCAGAUGAAGGACGACGACUCUUGA